Molecule: messenger RNA, 2017 nt
Organism: Styela clava
Lineage: Eukaryota; Metazoa; Chordata; Ascidiacea; Stolidobranchia; Styelidae
Product: carbohydrate sulfotransferase 9-like
Biological process (GO): carbohydrate biosynthetic process
Cellular component (GO): membrane
Molecular function (GO): sulfotransferase activity
Source: RefSeq, a predicted model, not a curated record
UUUUCUGAAGCGUUAAAUGAUGAACAAAACAGUGACCUAUUGACGAAUGAUGGGAAUGGCUUCCCCGUAGCUUCUGAGUUUAGAUGCUCCGUAUAAGAUGGGCAUAGACGGAUUUACCUGUUGAAGAAAGCUAUGUGAGGUGACUAGACUCGCUGAAGAAACCGAGGGUAUCAAAAUGGAAAAGAAAUCAGUUAUGUUUGCAGUAAUUCUAAUAGCAAUAUUCACACUGAUGUUCUAUUCAUCGUCUUCGCAUCUUGUUAUUCAGAAAGGUCACAGAUAUUCGCGAACCUCCCACGAGUUUAUGAGUUUGUCAAUGCCAUUACCAACAGUAAAACCUAUUGCGAAUACGACAAACGAACACAAGGAACGAACGAGUCCAACACUUGCGCUAACGUCCAUACCAACAACGCAAGAAACAACUAUGAAAUACUCGGUGGUUGACGAGCAAAAAACGAGACAAGAAACACUUCAACGAUCCUGUUCCAAGUUGCAUCUAACUAGAAGUAUUCCACAAAAUGACGAAGAAUUUUUAGAAUUCAUAAACAGAACGAAGUUAUUCUUCUCUGACAAAUACAAGCUGAUUGCAUGCCAGAUACCCAAAGUCGGUUGCACUAAUUUCAAGAAAGUACUAUUAGUAGCUGAAGGUUUAGUCAACAUUACAAAUCCGAAGGAGUUAUCUGGGCACGUCACGCAUGAUAUUGCAAACCGUGUCCUGCAGCUGAAGAAUCUUGGUGACGUCACAGAAAUCAAACGUCGAUUAAAUAAUUAUUAUAAAGUCGUGAUGGUUCGGGAUCCAUUGCAUCGAGUGCUUUCAGCAUAUAGAAACAAGUUUGAAGCUCCGGACAAUAAAUAUUACUCUAAAAUUGCAAGAGAAAUACAUUUAUUUUUAUCCAAAUCUAACUAUUUGAAAGAAAAAUCUUCUUAUAAAUUAAGUUUCUUGGAAUUUGUGAAAUAUUUAAAUUCGGGCGAUGAUACUUAUAUUGAUGACCCGCACUGGGAUCAUUAUUAUAAACUUUGUUCACCUUGUGCCAUCAAAUACAAUUUUAUUGCCAAGUUAGAGACCGUUGAUGAUGACAUGAAUUACGUCAUGCAAACAGUCGGAAUACAAAAUAUUACAUACCCGCAAAAUUAUCCGGUGUCACAGAGGACUACAGAUGAAAAAGUGUCAAAAUAUUUGAAGGGAUUAUCAAAUAUAACUAAAAAUUUGAUCACAAGAUAUAAAAAUGAUUAUGAGUUAUUUGGAUAUUCACUAAAUAACGGAAAAUCCUAAAUUUAUAACCGUUAAAAUUUUAAAUAUACUAAAUUGUUCAAAGAGCUUUUUGAUAGCACGUUCCUCUAUUGCUACGAAAAAUAACUGGUAUCAAAAAUAAAACCGAAUAAAACAAAAAUCAAUGAUAUAUUUAAUGAAAUGUCAUUUUUUAAUUGUCAAAUACAACUUAUUUUCUUACACAAAAGUGGGUACUCCCGUAGUGUGUGUACCAGGUUAGGGUUUCGCCAAAAUGUUAUUUCGAUGUUUCUUAUUUUAGUUCUACAACGGGUUCGGAGACUGAGUGUGUUAACCAAGUUAAUAUACAGCCCAUAUGUUUCAGUCCCGUUACACGACCUGAUGUAAAAUAGGCAAACAAAAGUUACCUCCAUAUUGGUACACACACUUCUGGAGCGCCCAAAAGUGAAAUAUUUAAGUGCUUCUGUGAAGUGCCAGUACAGUUGAUGUUUUUUGUCGAUCUGUCGCUGAUGUAUUUAUGUUGCUAUGAAAUCAUACUUAUAUAUUGUUUUAUUUGGGGAAAAUACUAUUUACCCGCCCUAUUUACCUAUUUAUGCCGUUAAAAUAUCUUGAUGGUAGAUGUAUGACUGUAUUAUUAUAUUGCUUGACUAUUUUCUCGUUUUUUUAUUAUAUAAAAAAAACUUCAAAUUACGAAAAUACAAAUAUAAGUUAAUUUUUACAAAAUCGACAUAAAAAUCUCAUUUGUUAUUUUCGACCAAAAUAAUGUAAUUCGGAAAAAAAAAUUGAUUAAGG